GUCAGCUGAUCCCCAAGAGUUUCGUGGCGGCGGUCGGUUCCCUUAGUUACUGUUGGGUACCGGUUUUGAGUGGCUCCUGGAGCUGCAGAGGGGCGUCCAGGCCUGCUUUGUCCUUCGCAGUUUGUGAACCUAACCCUGCCCUUUUCCGAGGCCCUAGGUGUCUGGAGCCUCCGGCGUCCCGUUCCCUUGCCCUGGGCUGCGCCUCAGGCUCCGGUCCCAGAACUUGGCUCUUCGUACGCCCGCAUCCAGGAAACGCCGGCGAGUCCCUAAGCAGGCCCGACUGCAGCGAGCAGAGUGGGGCCGUGGGUGUGAGGCUGCCCCCCUCCAUGCUGAGGAGCAGCCGGGCCCGUUGUCCCGCGGCCGGAGUACAGGAGCCUAAGAUGUUUCCAUUUGUGUAAAUAAUUUGUGAAUAUUUGCUUUGGGAGUUGAAAACUACCUGCUGAUUAUGGCUCAUCAAUAUUCGAAGGAACAGCUAGAUGAAGAGUUUGAACAAUUUAUGAAAGAGUCUCUUUCAGAUGAUUCAUUUGGAAACUCAAAGAAGACAUACAGACAUCAUAGAAAAAGAGAUUUGAAGAAGACAAAUUCUAUACCAUGGUGGUUAACAGAUGAUGAUAUUGAAGAUGAUGGAGUACUUGGAACAAAUGUAAACUUUUUGAAAUCACAAAAGAUUUCCCAGCCUGUUGUUGAGAUGGAAGAAGUUACUGGCAAAGUGUACCUCUGCAAGAGCAGUGGCACUUCUGUGAUAAGCAGAGACAGUUUAGAAACAAAUGAUUCAGUUGUUGCUUCUGGGCCUAAUCUUGGCAUUUUGGGAUUGGAUACUUUAGAAGAACAAGAAGAAAAGGAAAGAUUUUUUGCCAUACUUGAAAAAGGCCUAACAUCAACCAUUGAUUAUUCAAAAUUAAAUAAGGAAUUGGAUUCUAAUGAGUCUACAAAAUUAAAAGAUUUACUCAGAAAUGAAACCAAAAUGGAAUCAACUGAAGAUGAAAAUGAGGAUGAUUCUAAACAUGAGGAAAUAGCAGAAAAUUACAGUGAUGAUUUUGAAGAUGAUGGAGAUGUUGAUGUAUUGUCGUCACCUACUGAAAAGGAAGAAAAUCAAAACAAGCAAAAUCCCAAAUCUUUGGAAGAGAUAAAUGCUCCAGCCAAGAAAGAAGAGAAAACUGGCAUGUUAGCCAAUGUCAUGCUGCUGGAUUCAUUAGAUUCAGUUGCAGAAGUGGAAUUGGAUUCUCAAGAUAAAAGAACAACCAAAUUACAAGCACAGCCAGAAGUCACUGAUAAUGAAAUGACCAGGACAGGUAUGUCUUAUGGACAAAGCAGCAGUGACCUGGAAGCACUGCAUCAGGCCUAUCAUCAUAUUGAUCAGUCUUUGGGAGACACAGAUGAACCCAAAAUUGAGAGUAGCAAGAGCUUAGUGCAGGAUGUUCUUCAGGAAACGGAUGAGUGCUCAAAAAACAUCUCUACUCCUGAAUCUGCCCUGCAUACUGUAGAGGAGUUGAUGAAGCCUAUUAGAAUGGACUCAUUACAUGGCAACUGUUUUAGUGGUCAGCCUGUCAGCAUGAAAAAACCGAUUGAUAGUAAGACAACUGAAUUUGUUAGUCCUCUACCUCUUAAGAAACAACCUCCUGUAAUGUCUCAUGAGCAGCCACAGCAGCAACAUUUGGAUCAGGUUUUUGAAAAGAAUGAGAAGAAUAUUUUUUUGCAAAAGACUACAAACAAAAUUAGUGAAAGUAGUUUACCAAGAGUGACUCCUACUGAAGAACAUCUAGAUAAAAUGCACCUUGAUCUUUUAAGAAAAAAACUGUCCCAAGAUUCUUCACCCUUAGUUCAUGAUAGUAAAAUUAAUCAAGCCAUCAGAUCUCAAUUACCUCAGCUGAGCUCCGGAGAGGAUGCUGUCAGUCCUGUUAUCAAUAAACAGGCAACAUCCAAGAAGACAAGAAGUACACCUCCUUUACUUAAGAGAAAAUCACAGAGUGGACCCUAUGCAUCUGUGAGCAGCUCAGGAUAUGGAAAAUCAUAUUCACCAUUAAAAGCUUUUUCUACUGUUGAAAAGAAAACAUCAAAGGACAUUAUGAAAAAGGAAAACUUAAAAUCCAAAUCCCCUCCAUAUAAAAUCAGGCAAAAAGGAAAUUUAUUUGCAACAAAAUUAAUAAGAUCUGGAGCUGCAGGUAAACAAGUGACCAAAACUGAAAGUUGCCUAGCCACUCCUAAUAAAUCACUUGCUAAUGACCCUCAGCAUCAAGUUCCUCCAGAAGUAGACUCCCAAGUACUGUGUCAGGAUGAUUCCAUCCUAUGCCCUGUGGGAAACCAAGAGAGAGAACUGUAUUGGCUAAAAAGGGUUCAAGAGGCAGAAGAAAAGUGGAGUGGAGCUCAAGCCAUAAUUGAACAAAUUAAAGCCACCUUCUCAGAGAAAGAGAAAGAACUUGAAAAUAAGAUGGAAGAAAUAAAGAAACAACAGGAAAAGGAACUUUUUAGAGUGAAUCAAGAUAAUUAUAUACUUCAAGCCAAGUUGAAUAGCUUUGAAGAGACAAACAAAAAGCUAAAAUGGUUUAACACUGGAGAAACAGCUGGGCCCAUCUCUGAAGAAAAAUUAAAGCAAAUCCAGAAAGAAAUCCAAGAACAGGAGACCCUUCUUCAAGGAUAUCAGCAAGAAAAUGAAAGAUUAUAUAAACAAGUUAAAGAGCUUCAAGUACAAAAUAAGAAAAAUGAAGAAAGACUAUUUAAAGAAAAUCAGUGCUUAUUGACUGAAUUGGCUUCCUUAAAAGAACAACUGAAUAAAAGUAGUUUCCCGUCUCAAGUAGUUCAAGAUUCAGAGCCAAACAAAAACCAAAGUUUUACAGAAUUGCUAGCAGAACUUCGAACAGCACUGAAAGAAAAAAACAGAUUAUUAGAAGAGAUUAAAAUACUGAAGCAAGACAAACAAGCUCUUGAAGUGGACUUGGAAAAGAUGAAGAAAGAGAGAGACCUUGCUAAGGAUCAGAUUGUUUAUACUUCAGGUGAGAAAUCUUAUGAGAUAAAGCUCAUGGAAGAAACUCACAAAGAAGAAAUCAGUCAUUUGCAGAAGAGAUUACAGUGGUAUGCAGAAAAUCAGGAACUUUUGGAUAAAGAUGCUGUUCGGCUUAAAGAGGCAAAUGAAGAAAUUGAGAAGCUCAAACUCCAGGUUGAAAAACUGAAAACAGAAGCCGGUAAUCAGUCUGUACAACAGAAGUUACAUCUGAAAGACAGAGCAGCUGAUGCUAAAAAAAUUCAGGAUCUUGAACGACAAGUUAAAGAAAUGGAAGGAAUUAUAAAAAGAAGGUAUCCUAAUUCUUUACCUGCUUUAAUAUUGGCUGCCUCAGCAGCAGGUGAUAUAGGUAUUUCACCUAAAAAUACAGUUGAAUUUAUGGAAAAACGCAUAAAAAAAUUAGAAGCUGAGCUUGAGGGUAAAGAUGAAGAAGCAAAAAAAAGCCUUCGUACUAUGGAACAGCAAUUUCAAAAAAUAAAGAUUCAAUAUGAACAGCAAGUGAUGGAGCUUGAACAACAUCUUGCCAGUAAAUUAACAGAUGAUGAAAAGAAACAUGAAAACUCAGCCAGUAUGAAGGCCCUGGAGCAAGAACUUUGUGACAUGAAAGAGGCCCAUCAGGUCACUGUAAAAACUCUUGAAGCAGAAAUAGAAAUUCUUAAAAAUCAAAAUACCCAGUUAGAACUCAAGAAGAAUGAAAGAGAUGAUAAAGAUUUCCAGUCUUUAGAAUUCCAAGUGGAACAGGCUCACACAAAAGCCAGACUAGUAAGACUUAAUCAAGAACUGGCUGCAAAAGGAAGAGAAAUACAAGAUCUUACAAAAACCAUAGAAAAACUUCAAAAAGAGAGACGACUGAUGCUGUCCAAUCAGAACUCAGUUGACAAAGCUGGAAGUGAGGAAAGAUCUGCCAAAAAGGUGAAGAAGGAUUUUUUGGCCUCCAGUAAAAAGAACGCUGAGUCCAUCCCAGAAACCUUGGCUAGCAAACUGUAUGAACCACAUGCCUUUGCAGAUUCCCACAUAUCAGAAGUUUUACAAGAAAACUCCAGAUUACAAAAUGAGCUGGAACAAGUGACUUCUGAAAUGAAUGAGCAGAGGGCAAAGUCUGAAGCAGCACUUGCCCACUCUGAAAGUACUGUGAAAAGAACCAAAGAAGAUGCAGCAGAGCACAUUGCUGCCCUCAAAGCCUCUCAUCAGAGGGAAGUAGAAAAACUUCUUUGCCAACAUGCUAUAGAAAAUUCUUCUUCCAAAGUAGCUGAGCUAAAUCGCAAAAUCUCAACACAAGAGGUCCUUAUAAAACAUCUCCAAACACAGGUUAGUGAGCUGCAAGGAAGUAAAGAAUCCUUAGCAAUUUCUCAAGUUCGAGAGGAAAUCCUUCAAAAAGAGAUUUCAAAACUGUUGGAAGAAUUGCGAGAGGCUAAAGAAAGCCAUACCCCGGAGAUGAAACAUUUCAUGGGUCUGGAAAGAAAAAUCAAACAUAUGGAAAUGAGGCAUGUGCAAAGAGAGCAAGAGCUUCAGCAGAUAAUACAACAGACGCGCCAGGUGGUUGAAACUGAGCAAGAAAAGGAAGUGGAGAAAUGGAAAAGGCUGGCGCAGCUAAAGAAUCAGGAGCUAGAAAAAUUCCGUGUGGAAUUAGACUCCAUAUUGGAUGUUCUCCGAGAGCUUCACCGACAAGGAGUUGUUGUUCCAGUUCCUUUCUCAGAUGGAUUGAACGUCCCUGAAUGUUAAGGGUGAAAGGGAAGGGAGUGUGUAUACCUGGGAGGAGGAGAAAAAGCAGAGCUGCAGAAGAUAGACAUGGAGCCUGCGGCCGAAAGAUUGUCACAGAUUAUUCAAACAAGCAAGGAAGGUAGAAGAUAAAUUAUCUUUGAUGGAUAAGAUUUAAAAAUGAUGUGGUGCUACAUUCUGUUUGUAGGGAAAAUGUCAACUAACUUAUGCUAAAUUAUCUAGAGGAAAACACCUGUAUUGAAUGAUUAUAGGUAACUUAAUUUAUUUGUAAGCUAUUACUUAUGUAAUAGCAAUGGAAAGCUUUAGAGAAAAAUGUGUGUAGGAUUACAUUGUUAUUUAACAUAGGCUCAUUUUCUUUGUGCCAAGAAAGCAAUUUCUGUUUUUCUUAUAAACUCUUGAAGGAGUAACCUGAGUGUAGUAUCAAAGGGCAUCAUUCAGAAUAGCCAAGCAGGUAGUGUGGCAUCCCCAACGAUUGGAAGGAGAACAGUUGUUUUUCAGUGUUCAAAAUUAUUUUUCUUUUCCUUUUCUCAGUUUUACCUUCAUCCUUCCUUGAGGUGGCUCUUCCCACAUCUGGUAUCCUUCUAGAAUAAAGGGCAAUUAAAUCUAUCAGUUGUUUAAAACUGUGACUUUGGAACAUAGGAUUGUGUUUAAACCAACAAAUCCCAAACACCACUUCCAUUUAUAACAAUUCCUUUUUUGAGGUCAGGCUAUAGAUGGAUGAAUGCAGUAAACUUCAUAAAUAAAUUAAAGCUGUCACAGUUGAGCUUAUAGCUUUUCUAGAACAAGCAUUACAAAAUAGGACCUUUCUGUGGUCCAUAGGGACAGAUCUUGGUUUAAAUUAUGUAAAAGAUGUAUAUGGAAAUUUUAUCAAUAGCCAUUUUAAUGGUUAUUUUUAAUAUUCAAGCUCAGAAUUAGCUGUGGAUAAUUCAAAUGAAACGUUAUAUUGGGCAUUUCAUAAAGCAAAGAUUGAUCCAAAUUCAGGUAAUUUGUGUUUUUAUAUUACACUAUCUUUCUCCUCAUUUGCAAGAAGAGAUUUUUAAUUUUAAACUGAAUUUUUGGUAACACUAUAUUGAGAACUAGAUGAAAUAAAAUGUGUACAUUUGGAAGCAGAGAAAAAAUGAGCAUGUAUGUAUAGUCUCAUUGUUUUCCAAAAGAAGAGGUUGUCAACCUUAUAAUUUAUCAUUUUAUUUAUGUUUGUAUGAAAGAAUUAUACUAUGAAGUAACAAUAAAAUUUUCUACUUUUGUUAUUGUUUGUUA
This is a messenger RNA of Phascolarctos cinereus (koala), 5974 nucleotides long. It is a transcript of the gene CEP162, whose product is annotated as centrosomal protein 162. Gene Ontology annotation, cellular component: centriolar satellite; nucleoplasm; axonemal microtubule. Lineage: Eukaryota; Metazoa; Chordata; Mammalia; Diprotodontia; Phascolarctidae. The record is from RefSeq and is a predicted model, not a curated record. Gene Ontology annotation, biological process: cilium assembly.